AUGGCUAGUUCAAUAAUCUUGGCAGGUCUUGGAAUGGCAGCAGUAGGGUUCGCGGGGCGGUAUUUACUUAAACAAAUGCCAAAUGCGUCUAUGAAAUUCGCAGAAGCUGUUAAGAACCUUCCUAAGUUUGAUACUGAAACAUUAGCAAACUCAAAAUAUUACAAGGGUGGCUUUGAAUCUAAGAUGACAAAGAGGGAAGCCGCUUUAAUCUUGGGUGUAAGUCCUACUGCUAGUAAAGCAAAGAUAAGAGAAGCUCACAGACGCAUUAUGCUUCUUAAUCAUCCUGACAAGGGAGGUUCUCCUUUAAUAGCUGCUAAAAUUAAUGAAGCAAAAGAUAUUUUAGAAAGUGGCAAAUCAUGA
Messenger RNA from Leptosia nina, 360 nucleotides. The record is from the annotation of a GenBank genome assembly. NCBI's taxonomy places the organism in Eukaryota, Metazoa, Arthropoda, Insecta, Lepidoptera, Pieridae.